Colletotrichum graminicola M1.001 is the source of this 1761-nucleotide messenger RNA. RefSeq lists its product as uncharacterized. The record is from RefSeq and is a predicted model, not a curated record. The coding region runs from base 1 to 1761 and encodes 586 amino acids. The transcript has 3 exons. NCBI's taxonomy places the organism in Eukaryota, Fungi, Ascomycota, Sordariomycetes, Glomerellales, Glomerellaceae.
AUGGCUCACCCGCCGUACCUCUACAAUGUUGUGAGCCAUGACCGCGACGCCCGCUUUCCCGAGCCCAAGUUUGACCCUAAGGCCGUGACUCGAGCGAGCUGGGAACCGAAACCACGCAUACCGAAGCCUGAAGGACCUCUCAUUGUCUUCAAUCGCCAUCCCGAUGCACACUUGGUGCUUUCUCAUCGAUCCAACAACUAUGUCUCUCUCAGUCCAAGGAUGAAAAGUUGGAUCAAGUCCAUUCGGCUCGUUCAGCUGGGCCUGAGAGUCGUCGAACUCAUCGGAGCCGCUGGGCUCCUUGCUCUGCUCAUUUUGCUGACCAACAUUGAAACCCUCGCCAGCUGGGUCAUGCGUAUUACGCUGGGUGUCGCUACAGUGCACUGCCUGUAUGCCGUCUAUCACUUGCAGAGACCUGCCGGUGGUCGUAGCCCGACUUCCUCUACCGCUUAUCAGCUGUUCGCCAGCAUCUCGGAUCUAGGCAUUAUGCCCUUAUACGCAUACGGUGCUCUUAAUGCGCACAGCAGUGGCGCUGCAUGGAAGACGCGGCUUGCCGACCAAAGCCUGCUAGACUAUUUCGUCCCUGCUAUCUUUUACACAUUCAUCAGUGCUGGGAGCCUGCACCUCAUUUCCUUGUGCAUCUCUAUUUGGCUUGGCUUUAUGUUCCGCAAGAUUUCCCAGAUGCCUCCGGACAUGAAUCCCCUGGAAGACCAUCUCACAACCCGCGCCAAGCACAAGAAAAACAAAUCCAGUAUUGCGACAUCUGUAAGCGGCGAUAGCGAGAAGCGAAUGUCAACCCCCCUCGAGGAUCGGCGCCGAUCGGGUGCCCCAUAUGAGGAUGUAUCUCGACCUCCAAGUAUCCCCUUCCAGCGCACACGAGCCGGCUCCGACGCAUCCAGCUUCAACCGCGACUCCCUCGCCGAUUCGCCUGGCCGCCAAUACCAGAUCACCCCGGGUAAUCCUCCACGCAACUCGGCAGGCAUCAGCGAGUAUGCGCGUAUGUCUGCACCUCGCUCCUCAUACCGUGGUUCCUAUACUGAAGUCCCGCUUCACGAAACGAAUGCUCAGUCAUCCCGAUCACCUAUUUCCUCCGCUGCGAUGCUGGCGUCUCAGGGCGAUGGCCGCAACGCCGGAAAAUUUACAGAGACCUGGUUCGCAACGGACUCACUUAUUUCACGCACACAGAAACGGAAUCGUGCUAUGGAUGCUGCACUCGUGACGGAGCAGAAGAGAAAAAACAACAAGGCGUACGAGGCGCUCGGCCAAUCCUACGCCGCAGACAACUCUGACUCAGAGCGUGACGAGGAUGACCUCGUCGGCAGCGACUUCGAGAACGACGUCGGAAACAUAUCACACCCAAACCCAUUGGCAUCCAACCCUCACGCCACUCCGCCAAGAACCAAGACGCCAUAUUACUCUCUGAAAGAUACCGCAUUGUCGGAGGUGGACCUCAAUUCAGGAAGGGCUAGCGGUACGUUUGAUAUUGCCGACGAAACGCCUUCCUCGCUCGCCCCUGGUGCCUGGCCACGAAAUCGCGAUAGCUCCAUCCAGCCCGAGUCCGAUUUCUAUUCGAAGCCCUACGGCGAGCUGAAGCCUGCUACACCGCCCGUCAUGAUCGGAAGCAACCGAGUGGUGUCAUCUGGAAACGACUUCGAGAAGAACCAGUACUCUUCAGCCUAUGGACGACGCAAUGUGAGUAGUAAGGUUGCCGAAGAAGGCCUUGCCGUGCCAAAUGGCGGCUACUCGCGCUAUAGUGUUAUGUAG